GCCAUCCGUCUCGUCGGGUCCCGCCGGAUCCCGGGCCCCGCCCGGCCCGAGUGGCGAGGGGACCCCGCGCCCGGGGCACCGGAUGGCUCCAGCAAAGAAAGGUGGAGAAAAGAAGAAGGGGAGAUCUGCUAUCAAUGAGGUGGUGACUAGGGAAUAUACCAUCAACAUUCACAAACGGAUCCAUGGCGUGGGAUUCAAGAAACGCGCCCCCCGUGCUCUCAAGGAGAUCCGUAAAUUUGCAAUGAAGGAGAUGGGUACUCCUGAUGUACGCAUUGACACCAGAUUGAACAAAGCAGUCUGGGCCAAAGGGAUAAGGAAUGUUCCCUAUCGCAUCCGUGUACGUUUAUCCAGAAAACGCAAUGAGGAUGAAGAUUCACCCAACAAACUAUACACGCUGGUUACCUAUGUACCUGUCACCACUUUCAAAAGUCUACAGACAGUCAAUGUGGAUGAAAACUAAACUGCUUUUCAAUACAAUAAAGUUAUAAAAGUGACACUUA
Messenger RNA from Chelonoidis abingdonii (Abingdon island giant tortoise), 500 nucleotides. RefSeq names its product ribosomal protein L31 (gene RPL31). Gene Ontology annotation, molecular function: structural constituent of ribosome. The record is from RefSeq and is a predicted model, not a curated record. Gene Ontology annotation, cellular component: cytosolic large ribosomal subunit; ribosome. Gene Ontology annotation, biological process: cytoplasmic translation. Lineage: Eukaryota; Metazoa; Chordata; Testudines; Testudinidae.